GGCAUGGGUGCGCCGCCGCCACCGUUUUCCACUGUUGCAAGUCCGUUCGCUCUGCAAUUCAAACAUGCUUCCACAGAUUCGAAAUACCGACCACCCCUGCUGCCCCGCGCACGCCCGCCCUACCAUCUCCUCCGGCCACGGUCUCCAGCGAGCUCCGGCGGCGACGAGGCACACGUGUAUUCUCAUGAACGAGCCCCGCGCUCUCCGUUCUGCCGCGAAGCGGUGCGGUCGCAUGUGCCUAGACGCGAGGCCGGAACCGUACGGCAGGUUGCGCGGGGGACGCAACGUGAAUACGUGACAGACACGGCGCCCGCGCGCGGCCGGCCCGAGCAUAUCCAGCCGUCCGCGCGACGAUUCCGUGGCGCUCUCCGCCUGCUCCGGCUCCUCCGUCCGACGCGUCGCGCCUCGGCGGCCUCGUGUCGUCUCGUCUCCUCCUAGAAAUAUCCAAGCGCCAACGCGACCUGAGCAGAGCCCCAUUCAGGCCACCAGUCCACCACCGCUGCGGCAGCUGGUUCCCAUGACAGGGAAAGGCGGCGAGGGUGCGGUCGGGAAGGUGACCUGCGCGGCGUGGAUACGGAGGCGGGGCGAUGAAGGGCUGGCCGGCGUCAGCCGCCUUCUCGUGGCGUGCGGCCGGGGCGCCACGGCCUCGUCCGCACCGCUCCUUGACCUCCUCGCGUUCGACGCCAGGGCCUCCGAGCUCGCCGCCGAGCCCCUGGCGAGGGUCGUGGUGGGCGAGGAGGGAGCCGACGCGCCGCGCGCGAUCGCCAUGCACCCCGGUGACCGGGAGUUCGUGUGUGCCACCGCUAAAGGGUGCAGGCUAUUCAAGAUGGUGUAUAAAGAAUUAGGUAUUCACCUUAUUUCAAGAGAUGCUUCACCUCUCCAAUCUGUUGGGCCUCAGAAAUGUUUGGCAUUCAGCACCGAUGGUGCUAAGUUUGCUAUUGGUGGUGAGGAUGGACAUCUCAGAAUAUUUCACUGGCCAAGUCUCAAUAUGAUUUUGGACGAACCUAAAGCUCAUAAAUCCUUCCGUGACAUGGACAUCAGCUUAGAUUCGGAGUUCUUAGUUUCGACAUCCACUGAUGGUUCUGCAAGAAUAUGGAAGAUUAACGAGGGGACUCCACUGGUCAAUUUGACAAGAUCUCCGGAUGAGAAAAUUGAGUGUUGCCGCUUUUCUAGGGAUGGAACUAAACCCUUUUUGUUUUGCACACUUGUAAAAGGUCAUGAUGUUUUGACUAUGGUUUUGGACAUAAGUAAUUGGAAGAGAAUCGGAUACAAAAGACUUUCGGCAAAGCCCAUUUCCACACUCUCAGUUAGCUUGGAUGGGAAGUAUCUCGCACUAGGAAAUCGUGAUGGUGACUUUUGUGUCGUGGAUGUAAAGAAGAUGGAAGUUUCUCACUGGAGCAAGAAGGUUCAUCUUGGCUCUCCAAUUUCUUCCAUUGAAUUUUGCCCUACUGAAAGGGUUGUAAUCUCCACCUCACAUCAAUGGGGAGCAGAGAUAACGAAACUCGACGUUCCUGCUGAUUGGAAAGUGUGGCAAAUCUGGCUAGUACUCUUAAGCCUCUUUGUGUCGUCGGCCGUCCUCUUCUACGCGUUCUUCAAGCACGCACGAAUCAACUUGUGAAGCCAUGCGUUCCAGAAAAGAACUUGUGAAGCCAUGGAGGACACCUCAAUUUUCUGAUAGGUCCAUGCUACCUUCGGCGUGGCUGUCGCUGACCGCGAUAAUAGCACCCUGUUGUCCUGUCGAGCUUUCCUCAAACCACUACUCGUUUCUGAAUGUUGUUCCAACCCCGAUUCUAGUUACUACAGCGCCACCGAGUUUUGUACCUGAAUUGAGUCACAUUUUGCCUUAGAUUGAUGUUGACGCUUUCAAUAAGUGAAAAAGAAACACACGCGUUACAUUCUGUUCC
This is a messenger RNA of Phragmites australis (common reed), 1904 nucleotides long. RefSeq names its product SEC12-like protein 1. Gene Ontology annotation, cellular component: endoplasmic reticulum membrane. NCBI's taxonomy places the organism in Eukaryota, Viridiplantae, Streptophyta, Magnoliopsida, Poales, Poaceae. Gene Ontology annotation, molecular function: guanyl-nucleotide exchange factor activity; GTPase activator activity; protein binding. Gene Ontology annotation, biological process: protein secretion. The coding region runs from base 518 to 1618 and encodes 366 amino acids. The transcript is spliced from 10 exons. The record is from RefSeq and is a predicted model, not a curated record.